UUGCUUUCAGUUUGCUUCGGAUAUUUUUAAAACUUUUAAAACACACCUGAGUCACAUUUCUGUCUAAUGAGCAGGGGUAUUUAAGUUCUGUCUCUGGGAGCACUCUUUGUCUUGUGUUUGUCGAGUUCGCUUCAUGUUCUUGUUGAUCUUGUUCAUGUACCUUGUGUGAGUUUUGUAUUGCGCUGAUUAAACCAUACCUGCACUUGCGUCCACCUCAGACUCCAAUCCCUGACAUUUGUUAGUUUACAGAAACAUUCACUUCAGUUUUUCUAAAUGCACUGUUUACUAUAGAGAAGAGCACACACUAUAGAGCAAAUCCUGCUCCAUUUUUCACUGAGAGAUAAGGCAACAUAAGAGCGGUGCAGUGAACAGUUUGCUCUUCACUCUGAAACAGUUCCUGUUUGUUACAAAUGAAAGGGUGUGUGUUGUAUCUCACAUAAAAAUGCUCACACAGUGAAAUGCAAUACAGCACAGUGGAUGCUUUUAACGGUGGAUAAUAUUCACAGGCCAGAGCUUUCACAAAGGCGUGGACAGGUUAGACCCAGUGACGUCUAUUGAGGUGGCAUUCUAGGGUGGGAUAAAAUACUAAUACACAUCCAUAGAAAAUAACAUAAUGUGGCUACCCCUGUGUCUGUGUAAGGACUGAGUAGAAUCUCCGUCAGACAUAAAAAGCACACAGCUAAGCAGUAUUUGUUCUUCGUCUAGCAACAGUUUUAAAGCUACUGUCAUUGUUGUCAAAGUGUAGCAUAAACUAAUUUAAUUUAAAUGCAUUUAUUGUCAUUAAAUGAACAUGCACAUAUGAUGUGCAUGCUGUUAGCUCUUGUUCUAGAAAUUGUACUAAUAUUUAAUGUCUGAUUUUUUUUUUCCCCUCUGUUGUUCUCCACAGUUAUGGGUUCAUCUGUGCACUUCCUUCUGCUUUUCUCAGGUCACUUGAAGCUUUUGUUAAUCUGUAAAAGUCUCAUCUGUUUCAUUAUCAUACUACUCAGCUCAUGAGAGAUUCUUAUCCCAGCAGGACUGUGGGCUCUCGCUUUAUGUGCAUCUCGUCAGUUUUAUGUGGUGAAAGAGGAAAUGAACUGGGCCGAAGCUCAGCAAUACUGCAGAGUGAGUUACACUGACCUGGCCACCAUCGAGAACAAAGAUGAAAUGAAUGCUGUAAAGGACGUUCUUAACGGGAGCAGAGAAAAUUUCUGGAUUGGACUGAAGCAGGUUAAUAGCACUUCCUCGACUGGUAAUGACAAGAGGUCCUGGGUCUGGUCAGAUAACACUCAGUUCUCAUACGAGUACUGGAAUGAUAACGAGCCAAACAACAAUGGGACUGAAAACUGUGUGGAAAUCUGGGGACAAAGUGAAAAGAAUAAAUGGAAUGAUGCAGAAUGCCAUUACAAGAUCAGAUCUGUCUGCUAUAAAAAACGAACUCCACUCAUCGUGAUUGCUGAGAAGAAGACGUGGAAAGAAGCCCUGAAGUUCUGCAGACAGAAUCACGUGGACCUGGUUUCUGUUUACUCGCAGGAAAUGCAGGACUGGGUGGAAGUAGUCACUAAAAAUGCCUCCACUAACAUGUGGAUUGGCCUUCGUCACACCUGCGCUCUGGGCUUCUGGUACUGGGUGAGAGGAGAGAUGAUCUGCUACCAAAACUGGGCUCCAGGUAACGGAACCGGAGUGGAGGAUUGUGGUGAUGUGGAGAGAACCGGAGCGGUGCUGUCUGAGAGUAAGAAGUGGGUCAGCCUGCCACAGACUGACGAACUCUCCUUCAUCUGUAUCACCUUCUAGUGGAGGCUACGAGAAGUGGACGCAUGGAAUUCAGCUGGAUCCUCGUAGUUCAGGACCAGACAUUUCUUUCUCUAUUUGCAAGUACAACAAUUAAUUGAUGAAUUUCAGAAUAAUGUUGAGUUUCUUUAUGGUGUUGGUGUUGGUCUUAUGGUGUAUGGCUUUUACUCCAAAAUAGCUAUUUGUAUCUUUACUGUUAGCUCUGUUAGCUACUAAAACUAGACUAUGUGAGGCUUUUUGUUCCCAUGGGCUUUGUUUUAUUAGCAGUAAUAUGUUGCUUAGCUGUUUUAUGUGUUAUGUACAGGCAUACCCUGUACAAAGUGUGAAUGUUUUAUUUUGUGCAUUAAAAUUAAGCUGCACAAUAAAAUGAAAAUGUCACAGUUGAUAUUUCUCACUUUGACAAUCUACUUCAGUGUAACUAGCUACUUUAUCAACACAGUGGUAUUGAUCAUUGAAAUCAUGAGCGGCUUGUAGCCUGACAAGUUACAACUGCAAUGUAGCUUCCCCAACACUGUUGAUGUGUAAAUUGCUGUUCUUUGCUAAGCUUUUAUCAUCAAUCACAAAUAAAUAAAGUAACCGGAGACUUUGUUUAUGGUUUUUAAUUCAUUUUUUAUGUAUCAGAAUUACACUACAUGGCCAAAAGUAUGUGCACACCUGACCACACACCCACUGAAGUUCAGGAGUUUACGGACUUUUGGCUAUAGAGUAUACAUUUAACAUCAUAUUUAACAA
This is a messenger RNA of Pangasianodon hypophthalmus (striped catfish), 2499 nucleotides long. RefSeq names its product macrophage mannose receptor 1-like. The transcript has 4 exons. The coding region runs from base 1069 to 1770 and encodes 233 amino acids. NCBI's taxonomy places the organism in Eukaryota, Metazoa, Chordata, Actinopteri, Siluriformes, Pangasiidae. The record is from RefSeq and is a predicted model, not a curated record.